UGCUUAUUUGAAAAAAGAUGUUUUUUUGCUUUUUUUUUUGGGGGACGCGCUUUUGCUGUAUUUAUCGGUUUUCAUAGAAAGAAUACAAAGCAGCCAUGACCACACACUCUCAACCCGCCGCUUCCUUGAAGCAAAUUCUCGAACGCUCAAAAUUAACCAAUAGUAAAAUUCUGCAACAGGAGUUACCUGCGAUUGAACGAGGAUUAGAUCAGAUUGAUUCACAGUCAAAGAAACUCUCAUCAAAGGCAACGAGUAAUGACGAAGGAAGCGAUAUUAGAGCUCAUUAUUUCUUAGCACAGGGAGGAGUAAACACACAAGUCUUGAUUAAGGAUUUGGGGACGAUUCAUUUGGGAGGACUUGAAGAACACCGACAACCGAUUCAGGAUAUGGAUGUAGAAGGAUACCUUGAACAACAGCGAGGGGAGACAGUGAUGAAGAUUAUUGAGGAUGGUAGACAAGAGAUUCUCAAAUAUUCAAAUGACAGUUUCGAUAACGACGUUGAUGAAUACUGGACGAAAUUGACAACGGAGGAAAUUAAAGUGAACGAGGUGCAGACGACGGGCCUUAAUUUAUCUAAAGCUAAAUUCGAUACAAGUCGUCUUGUCGGCGCUGGUAUUUUGUAAAUUUGGGGGGAGUAAUGAAUCGUCAUUUUUUUCAUAUGAACCUUGACAAAUAAAAAAUGCCCAUUUGAGUUUCAAUCCU
Molecule: messenger RNA, 702 nt
Organism: Mucor mucedo
Lineage: Eukaryota; Fungi; Mucoromycota; Mucoromycetes; Mucorales; Mucoraceae
Exons: 3
Coding region: 96-623 (175 amino acids)
Biological process (GO): protein import into nucleus; poly(A)+ mRNA export from nucleus
Cellular component (GO): nuclear pore
Molecular function (GO): structural constituent of nuclear pore
Source: RefSeq, a predicted model, not a curated record